AUGACCACACAACCCCAACCCGCAUUCUCCUCAACCUACGUCCCCGAGCAAGGAACCGCAGACCUAUCUCCCCUCCUCCUCUCCAACGGCGGGAAAUGGAUUCUAACCCCCACCGGCGCCGGCAUCGAGCGCGCCUUCAAAUUCAAGGGCUUUAAGAAAUGCUGGGAAUUCAUGAACCAAAUAGCCCCCGAAUGCGUAAAGCAGAAACACCAUCCGGAGUGGUCUAAUGUGUACAACACGACGUAUAUACGCUGGACGACGCAUUCGCCGCCUGGGUUAUCGGAGAAAGAUGUUUUGAUGGCGAGGUUCUGUGAUGAGAGGGCGAGGGAAUGUGGGGAGGUUGAGGGGGAGGGGAAGGGGGAAACAGGUGGGGUGGGAAAGGAGUUGGUGGAUCGAGUUGCGAGUGAGGGGGGUGAUUGUUGUGUGCCGAAGGGGACUUCGAAGGUGUAG
Messenger RNA from Mollisia scopiformis, 450 nucleotides. RefSeq names its product transcriptional coactivator/pterin dehydratase. Gene Ontology annotation, molecular function: 4-alpha-hydroxytetrahydrobiopterin dehydratase activity. Gene Ontology annotation, biological process: tetrahydrobiopterin biosynthetic process. Bases 1 to 450 code for a protein of 149 amino acids. The record is from RefSeq and is a predicted model, not a curated record. The transcript has 3 exons. Lineage: Eukaryota; Fungi; Ascomycota; Leotiomycetes; Helotiales; Mollisiaceae.